Molecule: messenger RNA, 2126 nt
Organism: Salvia miltiorrhiza (redroot sage)
Lineage: Eukaryota; Viridiplantae; Streptophyta; Magnoliopsida; Lamiales; Lamiaceae
Product: gallate 1-beta-glucosyltransferase 84A24-like
Exons: 2
Coding region: 245-1702 (485 amino acids)
Molecular function (GO): UDP-glycosyltransferase activity
Source: RefSeq, a predicted model, not a curated record
AAAAAGUCCAGAUGACAUUAUGAUAUAACCACUUCGAACCCAAACACAUACGCCGUCAUUCGCAGCCAUACAUUUAAUAUUCAACCCCACACCUCCAAACAAACAAACAAAUAAAACCUCCUAAAACGUAGCAAAACAAAACGUAUGAAAAUACAAUCCUACAUUAUAAAUAUAACAUCAAUAAUAGAAAUAAAAAAUUAAGAAAGAAAAAAAGAAGAAUUAUCAGAAGCUAUCGAGAGUAGAUAUGAGCGGGAACGGUGAAAACAUCCACGCUUUCAUGGUCUCCUUCCCGGCGCAAGGCCACGUCAACCCGCUCCUCCGCCUGGGGCGGCGGCUGGCCAACUUCGGCGCAGCCGUCACCUUCUGCGCCCCGGAAGCCGCCGGCGCGAGCAUCCGCAAAGCCAGCAAGAUCAGCGACGCCGAGCAGCCCACCCCCUGCGGCGCCGGCUCCAUCCGGUUCGAGUUCUUCGACGACGGUUGGGACUUCGACAACCCCAACCGCGACGACAUCUGCGCCUACCUGGCUCAGCUGGAGGCCGUCGGCAGAGAGAAGCUCCCGCAACUGAUCGGCAAAGAGGCGGAAUUAGGGCGCCCCGUUUCGUGCGUCAUCAACAAUCCCUUCAUUCCGUGGGUUUGCGACGUGGCCAAGACUCUAGGCAUCCCCAGCGCCAUGCUGUGGGUUCAGUCCUGCGCUUGUUUCUCCGCCUACUACCAUUAUUACCACGGCGUCGUUCCGUUUCCGACGGAGCAGCACCCGGAAACGGACGUUCAGCUGCCGUGUUUGCCGCUCCUCAAGCACGACGAGUUUCCCGAUUUCUUGCAUCCUCGGACCCCGUACGUUGUCCUACGGGAUGUCAUCUUGGGGCAGUUCCGUAAUUUGUCCAUACCGUUUUGCGUAUUCAUGGAUACUUUUCAAGAGUUGGAACAUGAAAACAUCCAAUACAUGUCCGGACUCAUCGGCCGCCCCAUCAAGACUGUCGGCCCACUCUUUAAGGAGCUGGAGCGCCACGCCGGAGCUGCUUCUCAGUCCCAAUCCAAGGCGUUUCGUGCCGACUUCUUCGCGGCCGAGGAUUGCGUCGGCUGGCUCGACUCCAAGCCGCCGCGAUCGGUCGUGUACAUAUCUUUCGGGAGCAUCGUACACUUGCCGCAGGAGCAGGUGGACGAGAUAGCGAAUGGGCUGGCGGAUUCGUGGGUGGCGUUUCUGUGGGUGGUGAGGCCGCCGCCGCGGGAGAAGAACUGGAAGGCGCAUGUUCUGCCGGAGGGGUUUGUGGAUAGGGUCGGGGAGAGGGGAAGGAUUGUGCAGUGGAGCCCGCAGGAGGAGGUGCUGGCUCACCCAUCCACCGCCUGCUUCAUGACGCACUGCGGCUGGAACUCGACGAUGGAGGCGCUGGCCAGCGGGGUGCCGGUGGUGGCGUUCCCGCAGUGGGGGGAUCAGGUCACCAACGCCAAGUUUCUGGUCGAUGUUUAUAAGGUAGGGGUGAGGAUGUGUAGGGGGGAGGCCGAGGGGAGGCUGGUUCCCCGGGAUGAGGUGGCCACGGUGUUGGAGGCGGCGGUCACCGGCCCGCGCGCGGAGGAGAUGAGGACCAAUGCGUUGAACUGGAAGAAAGCGGCGGAGGCGGCGGUGGCGGAGGGCGGUUCGUCUUAUAGGAAUAUGCAGUACUUUGUUGAUGAGGUGGCACGCUUUAGUGACAAAUUAAAAUAGAGGUAAUAUGUUAAAGGGUUAACUGCAUAUAAAUUAUUCAACUUUCAAUAAAUUCUCGUUUUGCACAUAAACUUUAAAUUUUUUAUUAAAAUUAUUCAACUAUUAAUUUCUUCUCAUUUUGUAUAUUCGUUCAUUUUUCGAUUAAAUUUUAGGUUUUGAAAUGACGUUGUUUUCAUCCAACUAUACAAACAUAUUCAUGUCAAGCGAGUAUAUUUAUAUCAUGUUACCACGAUGAAAAAUUGACAAAUAUAUAAAAUGAGAAAAAAAUAAUAGUUGAACAAUUUUAAUAGAGAUUUUAAAGUUCAUAUGCAAAAUGAGAAUUUGUUGAAAGUGGUAAUUUAUAUGCAAUUAACCAUAUGUUAAAAUAGUAAUUUUGUUAUCCAUUUAAUUAAUAUUUAAUUUCUUUUUGUUUGUGUUCUCCGUU